This is a messenger RNA of Pocillopora meandrina, 3697 nucleotides long. Lineage: Eukaryota; Metazoa; Cnidaria; Anthozoa; Scleractinia; Pocilloporidae. The record is from the annotation of a GenBank genome assembly.
AUGAGAGUCGCCAGUCGACUCAACCGAUUUCGGGUUCGGUGCGUUCAUCUUGUUUUCUGCGGAAUAAUCUUUUGUGCUAUUUAUAUUGUUUUGUAUCGAGAUCUUGGAAUAAGCUUACCGGCUGCAGAGCUUGACAACAAACCGGUCGAAGUUCCGUUAAGGUACGUUGAACUUAUGACAAAAACAGAUAGGGCCAGGGAGGGUUGUUUGGGUGUGAUCACUGAAACGUUUAUUUUAGAUGUUGUUAUUGAUCAAAGUAAUUGCUAUAACUGUUUGGUGCUUGAGGUGAACUCACUUUACAUUCUUCUCUGGCCUCAUUGAGACUGAUGAAGUUAAUUGAUGACAAACUGUUAACUUUAUUACCGACCAAGUUUAAUUAAAUCGAUACGCAGCUUCCAUUGAAAGUUUCUGAUGAACUCAAACUAAUGCUGGUAACCUGUUUCCCUGAGGCGGACCAGGUCCAAGACUAUGAUUUAGUGGGCGAGACAACUCAAACCAUCACUAGUAGUUAGAGUAAUGACACAGUCAAUGGCACUCAACUGGUCCCAAUAAAUUACCUACAUUCUUUCAUGCCGUUCUAGGCUGUUUAAAUGUGAGAUCGAAGAUCGGGAGAUGAGAGGUCUGGCGUCUGUCUUUCCUCUUUAAUAGUAAGAUGACCACAGGAUGUUUCGAAAAUAUGGGGCAAAUAGUUUUUAAAAGGUGAAAUUUAGUAUGAAAAAGCUAAACCAGACGUUCAAUGUAAUUCAUUGCGUAUUAAAGUGACCUUUAGUAAAUAAUUCUUUAUCAAUGUUCAGAUGAACCAUCAGUCGUAAGUAAGAAGCAAUAUUUUUAAAAUAAAGUAUUGUAAUAACAUUACGUUGCAACAUUAUCCAAAACAAUAUACAAUCAAUAUCGUUUUUUUCUGGGCCAGGUUCCGAAUUGCAGAUGGUUGGGUGUGGAAAGACGACAUCGACUAUAGCGGAACAGUUCGAAACAUGAUAAACACCAACGUCAUAGACAAACCAGAAUCUAACCAAUCAAACAACGAAUUACCUCCAUCAGUUGCGCAAGAUACUGGACUGGACUACGGGCAAGGACGGUAUCUUGAAUUGGAAGGUGUGGAAGAUUAUAUCUUGUGGCAAAAAGGAUACAUGGAGCCCACCAAAAAACAAGUCAAUAGAAAGUGAGUGUCAGAGUUACCUUCAAACACGUAAGUCUCAUGACAAUUGCUCGAGUCCUUCGCGUUACGUCUAUCAACCACUGUCAGCACUUUUUCAUGCUCUGAACAGCUUUAUUGACCAUAAAUAUUUAUGAGUAGGAACGUACGGCGACUUGUGUCAUUCGUGCUUUGACCUACCAAAGAAAUUCGUGGUCUCAGUUGAGUAAUAUUAUACGGAAUUUCUUAUCAAUGCAUUGUAGUACAGCACAGACUUGGAGUUGUUCGGUUUGCUUGUUAAUAAGUGCCUUUAAGAUGGUUUAACUGUCAAUCAGUUAAACCAGCUUCAGUUACAAGGUUGCCAUUGAGCGAUUUUGCGCAUCUUCUUGUUAAGUUCUCUAGUUGGAGCUCCUUCUCUGAGUGUGAGUAUUCUCGUUGAAUCAUUUGCCAGAGUUUAACCUCAGAUAUUCCUUUUAUAAAUAUUGUAGAAUCCGUAGCUGUAAGAAGGCAAUCCAGAAUGUUCUUUUCCUCAAGACACACUAUACAGGAAGUGACAUCGUUGCCAAUAUCCUAAAUCGAUUCGCCGAUUUACGGAACCUGCGCAUUGCCCUACCUAGCGGAGGACUGUCGACAUUUUAUUGGCCUUCAAGAUUCCACUGGAAAUAUGUGGACAUCAUGUUAUUGGACGGAACCCUCCCCAACAUACUUUGCAAUCACGCUCGUUUUAAUGGUGACGUCAUGGAUGAGAUUAUGCAAUCGCAGACAGCUUUCAUUACUAUAUUACGUGACCCGGUGUCUCAUUUUGAGGUGACGUUUCGAAACUUGGAUUUUCAGGAAAUCCUAGAAAUUGGAGAUCAACAAUAUCCUUUUCUGAAAUUUUUGGAAAAUCCUCGAAAAUACAUUGGAAGAGCCAUUCAGCGCAAGAGAUUCAAGGUAAACUUUCGUUCAUAAUGCCUUAUGAUGUUGUCUCCCCAGCGAGUUUGCUUACCCAGGAUAUUUUUAAUGUUUGGCUCAUAUACGAUCAGCUAGUUGUUAUAAACUGAUUCAAUGAUGAAGGAUCAUUUUCAAAGUGUUCCCAUCUUCCUACAUACAUUUCAAACAUACACUGUUAGGUUCCAGGCGUAACAGGCAUUGUCAGAUAAACUAACUGGAAAUAUCACUCAAAAUUUGAAUACGAGCCCAUCGGAGCCCGCUCGUCGGAUGAAUUUACCCAGUCUGGUGAUAGAGAAAACACAAGCGGCCAACACAAACAUGAGCACUACACAAUUAAAUAUUCUUUAUGACGGCCCGAUAUAAGUGCGUAACACAUUGACAAGCACAAUGCACAUGUUACAUAGCUCUUUCUUUAAUCCACAAAGCAAAACGGCAUACUCAAAGCUCAACACAGACUGACGUAAUACACAUAUUAUACCUUGCUAUUGGAAACAUGAGGAGAGACAGCCCGUUACAAUCGUGCAACACAGACAAGCGCGAUAUAGAUGUAAAAAAACAUUUCAUACAAUAAGCGACAAGGACGCUGAUGACUGCCCUGAACUCACGCACGACUCUCAGGAUCUGCAGAGUUCCUCUCAGAAACCGGAAAUCGACCCAUGUACGUGCGGGAUGGGAAAAUACAGCAUAAAGCUUGGCGGGAUUUUGGAUAUUACCGCUUCCCUAGCCCAACCUUCACCAAAUUUGAGUUCGUAGUGACAGAUUCUUUUGCUUUUCUGUCGGAAAACGAGUAAUCGUCAUGACCCGACUAAACGUUCCUUUCUGUCAAAUCGAGGUACUAAGAUAUAACACUUAUUAUCAUCGGCUUCAAUACACGAAUGUUACGAUUAGUUCAGUUUUGGUACUUUUUUGACUUUUGUAUUAGCAUCCAUACUGACUUGCUGUGUUUUGCAGGAUUCUCUGAAUCUCAUAAAAAAUGGGAUGUUCUUCGAUCUUGGACUCCGAACCACGGAUUACCACAAACCAGAGAUGGUACGAGACGCCAUAUUAGAUAUUGACGAUAAAUUCACCCUGGUACUUAUCUAUGAAUACUUGGACGAAUCACUGGUGAUGUUGAAGAGAAAAUUAUGCUGGGAAUUAGAUGAUGUUGUAUAUCUUAAGUUUCAUUAUCAACUCCAUGGUGGAAGAACCCACCAGAAUACCAGUGGUAACAUCACUGAACAAAUUUACCGCUGGAACAAUGCAGACACGAUGUUGUAUCAAUUCUUUAACGAGACACUUUGGAACGAGAUCCGUCUCGAAGGAAAAGAGUUCUUCGAGGAACUCCACGAGUUUAGAACUAAACACGAAGAAAUGGAGCAUGAUUGUCUAGGAAAGUCGAUGAAUUUAGCAAAAAUACAGUUGAACCAGGCAGUUUCGUCGCUGAAUCGAUAUCUGUGCGAAAAGAUGCUCUAUCGAGAUAUAGAAUAUUUGCAUUACUUUCGACGAAAGAUGGAAAAUAACAAAAGACGAACACCAACCAACAGUAUUGGCUCGGGGAAUGGGUCUAGUACAAUUCUAACACAAGGAAGUGCAGUAAAACCCCCCUUACAAAGAAACGAGACAGACACAGGUUCGGUUUCAAAACGAUAA